AACAAACUUUCUCCUCCUCCUUUCUUUCCCCUCCCUCUCUCCUCUCUUCUAUUUUCUUCCUCCUCCUCUCCUUUCCUCCCCUACUUCACCUUCCUCUACCCCACUCCCCCCUCUUUUCCCUUUUUCUCAUCUUCUCUCCUGCUCUUGUCCCCUAUCCUUUCUUCCUCUCCUUCCCCUUUCUUCCAUUCCUCUCUCUCCCUCUCCUCUUUCCUUUCUUUCUCCUUUGUUGUGCAAUAUUUCCCUUAUUUGGUAUCUGAGCAACUCCAAUUUUCUAAUAAUACAUACUUUCUUUUCAAUUUCUUUCCCGUUUUACCCAGUCCAUCAUUUCAUAAUUGUACAUUUAUAUUUAUAAUCUUUCUUUCUCAACCCCUAUCCCCUUUUUCCAUUUACUCAGGUGUCAUCUGAGUUUCUAUUUCUUUUUCCUUUCCUUCUUUAUUCCGCCUUUUGCUACCUUGUAAGCGACUCAACUCAAGGCGCCAACUUCAUAACAACCGUCCUGUGAGGUUGUGCAGAUCUUGUUCAAAGGCCUGGAGGCUAAACCAUAUGAAGAACGGUUGGAGGAUUUGGGUUUGAUGUAAAAAAACGGGAGGCCUCUUGAGAGCUGAAUGGCUUGAAAAUCAUCUCCCAGCCUCUCUGUGCAACUCCUCCAGAUCCCAGGACUGAAAAGACCUUUGGAAACCCAGGAGAUCCGCAGGGCCCUUCUGGAUCCCUGUCAGAGAAAAGGCCCCAAAAUGGAUGCAAACCAGCCAGCCUGGAAGCGAGUGGGAAAAGGCCCUGUUGCCAUUCAGCCUGGGAGCUUUGGGCAGCUUUGGGCAGGACCUGGGCAGAAAAUCCCAGAGAAGGAAGCUCUCAGUUCUGAGAUCCAACAUUGGCACUUCAGGAACAGCCCUCUUCAGGAGACUGAGGGGCCACGAGAGCUUUGCAGCCGCCUUCAUCGCCUUUGCUGGGGGUGGUUGCAGCCAGAGAAGCACACCAAAGCUCAGAUGUUGGACCAGGUGAUCUUGGAACAGUUUCUGGCCAUCCUGCCCAGGGAGAUGCAGUGCUGGGUGCGGGAAUGCCGAGCAAAGACCACUUGCCAGGCGGUGGCCCUCGCCGAAGGUUUCCUACUAAGCCAGGCAGAGGAGAAGGGAAUGCACCAGGUUCUGAGGUCCUUCAUGGAGGUAGGGACUACUUGCCCCGAGGAAAGGGUGAAUCCCACAAUUCCCUCUCAGGAGCCAUGUUGUAGGGGACUCUACAAACCGGAAGAUCAAUGUCAAGACACCUCAAUAGGGAACAAAAUGGAGUCAUUGUUAUUCAUCCGAUCAUCUCCUUGUACUAGUGGAGCUAAAAGAACAGCUGGACCUUCAGUUCAGGGUCCCGUAUCCUUUGAGGAGGUGGCUGUUCAUUUCACCAGUGAAGAGUGGUCGCUGCUGGAUUCCAGGCAGAAAGCCCUGCAUCAAGAAGUCACGUUGGAGGCUUCUAGGAUUGUAAACUCUUUAGUUGAUGUGCAGAAAAAUGAAAAUUACCAAGAGCCUAGUGUGGUGCCAUCACAAAUAAUCAGAACUGAGAUACAAGAAGAGAUAUCUGCAAGUAAGUGGGGAAGAAGGAGAUAUGAUAAAAAAGGAUCUUACAACUGGAGAGAAAACUCUACUUCUGAAUGUGCGGAAAUGGAACACUUCCAGAUUCAACAUGACUUCAAAGAAAGCAGUAUGAGAAAGUGUCGAGGAAAUGGGAAGAGAUUCAAACCCAAUUUCAGCAACCACGGCAAAAUUGGAAAAAACGUCAACUAUAACACCAAAAUUAUCCCACAUAAAAUAACCCAUGCAAAAGAGAAGUCCUAUAAAUGUAUGGACUGCGGAAAGAACUUUAGGUGGAGAGGUAAUCUUAACUACCAUAAAAAGGUCCAUUUGGGGGAAAAGCCCUUCAAAUGUGCAGAAUGUGGAAAAAGUUUCAUUAUGAACAGUGCUUUUACUUUUCAUAAAAGAAUCCAUAUGGGAGAGAAACCUUACAAAUGCCUGGAAUGUGGAAAAAACUUCAGCACCAGAAGUUAUCUGACCUCCCAUAAAAGGAUCCACACAGGGGAAAAACCCUAUAAAUGUGUAGACUGUGGAAAAAGCUUCAGUAUGAAAAGUUCCUUUACUUACCAUAAAAGGAUCCAUAUGGGAGAGAAACCGUAUAAAUGCCUGGAAUGUGGAAAAAGCUUCAGUAUGAAUAGUUCUCUUACUUACCACAAAAGGAUCCACACAGGAGAGAAACCCUAUAAAUGUCCAGUGUGUGGAAAGAGUUUCAGUAGCAGCAGUUAUCUAACUUCCCAUAAAAGGAUCCAUACAGGGGAAAAACCCUAUAAAUGCAUAGAAUGUGGGAAAAGCUUCAGUUUGAACAGUUCCUUUGCUUCUCAUAAAAGAAUCCAUACAGGAGAGAAACCCUAUACGUGCACAGAGUGUGGAAAGAGCUUCAGUAGCAGCAGUUCCCUUACUUGUCAUAAAAGGAUCCAUUCAGGGUUGAAACCUUAUAUAUGCAAUGAAUGUGGGAAGAGUUUUAUUUCAAGCAGCUCCCUUACUAAACACAUUAGUAUCCACUCAGGGGAAAAAUUAUAUCCCUGCACAGAGUGUGGGAAAAGCUUCCGAUUGAAUAGUCAUUUAACUUCCCACAAGAGAAUGCAUACUGGAGAAAAACCUUAUCGAUGCACGGACUGUGGAAAAAGCUUUAGUAUGAAUUGUUCCCUUACUUCUCAUAAGAGGAUCCAUUCAGGGUUGAAACCUUAUAUAUGCAAGGAAUGUGGGAAGAGUUUUAUUUCUAGCAGCUCCCUUACAAACCAUGUUAGUAUCCACAUAGGUGAGAAACUAUAUCAGUGUUCAGAGUGUGUGAAAAGCUUCAGGUGGAAAAGUCACCUAAUUUCUCAUAAAAGAAUUCAUACAGGUGAGAAACCCUAUAAAUGCACAGAGUGUGGAAAAAGCUUCAGUAAGAACAGUUCCCUUACAUCUCAUAAAAGGAUCCAUACGGGAGAGAAACCCUAUGAAUGCACAGAGUGUGGGAAGAAAUUCAGCAAAAGCCGUUACCUUACUUCCCAUAAACGAGUCCACACACGGGAGAAACGAUAGAUAUGCUCUAAAUAUGGAAAGUUUUUUGUGAAAAACAGAAUCCUUAUGCCUCCUAAUAGGAAUCACAGAAAUGGAAAAUAUAUAUAUACCAUACAUGCAUGAUGUUGAAAACAAGUUUAUGCGGCGUGAUCAACUUGCUUUCCAUAAAAAGUCCCACAUGGGGGAGAUGCCUUUUGGGAUUGAAGGGUCCUGAAUUCCUGUAAAAGGAUUGACUGUAAUAUCAAAUCUAUACAGUAAAGGAAGAGCUUCACUCAAGAAUUGUGAACUGAUGUGUCUUAAAGGGCUACACACAAGGAAAAUAGCAUCUAAGCACAUACUGUCAGAAGAGCUUCAAAUGCUUUUAUUUCUGUGUGCGCCUUGCUUUGCCAUUGCUGCCAUCGUAGGGCUGAGAGAAAGUGACAGGGCCAAGAUCACUUAGUAUCUAAUGUGGGACUAGAAUUCAUGAUCUCCCAGUUUCCAGCCUGGUGUCUUAACUACUCCACCAAGCUGAAUUUUUCAAGUGGAAUAGAAACUUUAUUUUUUGGAAAAUAAGUUAUUGUAGGUACGCAUGGGAGAAACAUUAGAAUGCAUAAAAUACGGGAACAGUUUGAGAAGGAAAUGUCCACUUGGGAAAGGAGUCUAUAAAUGCAGGGAGAAUGGGAAGAAGUUAAGCAAGGGCAGGUCCCUUAGUUCCCAUGAUAGGAUCCAUAUAGAAGAACCACAAAUACAUGUGUGGGAGAAGAAUUAUCAAGUUGGAGUCUUUAGAACUUAAGUAUAAGGAGCUCUUAUUUCCCAGAAAAAGUUUCACAUAGGAGAGAAAAUAUAUAUAAAUGCAUAGAACAGCAAGAAAGUCAGUCUUUUUAUCUGUCUUACAGUAUUUCCCAUAAAAGAAUCGACUUUAAGGAUCCAGUAAGUACAAUGCUCCCACAUAAAAAGUGAACAGUUCAGAGGAUCAUCAUAGGAGAAACUGAAUAAAUGUAUGAAUUAUGGAAAGAGCUCCCGAUAGAUUUUUUUAAUACUAGAGGUAUUACCUAGUUAGUUACAUCUUGCUCACAAGAAUCUUCUAUUACACUGUCCUGCUUAUUAUGCCAGUAUUUGUCAAGACCUGUGCCUGGUCAAUUUGCUUUAUUUAAGUUGUUAACAACUUUCUUAAGUUGUUCUAGGAUCAGGCUGCAGGCUUUAUGAAGAACUAACAUACGCAAGCAAAGCAGGGGAAAAUGUUUGUAUAUGUAUGUAUAUUUUUAGCUCUAAUUGUAUUGAAAAUACCAAUGUUCCUUUCAAGUAUUUCAGCUGUUUGUUUGUUUUUUCAUAUAUCAUGAUGUGUAUUACUUGUGGUUUAUCUGUGAAACAUCUUUUCCAGGUGUUUAGAUGUACAUGUCCAUUUGGUUGAGUAUGUGUCUGGCUAUAAAAUCAUAUUCCUGCUGUAAGAAGUGUGGCCAGUGAGUUUAUGAUUGCAAGUAUUGUCGCUUUACUUUAAAAAUGUUUUUAUGGCUCCAACAGUGAAUUCAUAUGAACAAUAUUUUUUAAGGAGGGAACUAAACAGCUUGAUUUAAUUUACUCAGUGUCUUCUAACCAGGACCAUAUUUUCUAACAUCUUAUCAAAAAAUACCAUUCAUCUCAAAGUGUGUGUGUGAGUGACAGAAGACAGAGAUGCUUUCUGGAUUUCUGUUACAUUCCCAAACUGCUGAAUUUGUCCAGGAUUUCAUUAUCACUUUAAUACCAUUGUAUAUUUUGUGAUAUCAAGGUAAUCAGAAACCUCAAAUCCUAUUUGAAAUUUUAGGGCACCGUGGCACUGCCAAUUGGAGAAAUCUUGUGUUGGCGUGAUUGUGACUGUUUUUUUUAACCUUAAUAUAGCUUUAAAAAUGUUUCUGCAUGUUCUGAUUAACUGUAUUUCUCAUUUUGAAAGGUUAUUAUAAUAAAUUAUUGGAAACAGU
Pantherophis guttatus is the source of this 4993-nucleotide messenger RNA. The record is from RefSeq and is a predicted model, not a curated record. NCBI's taxonomy places the organism in Eukaryota, Metazoa, Chordata, Lepidosauria, Squamata, Colubridae.